AUAUUUGGGUUUUCCUGUAGCAACAACAGUCAGACGACUAUAUCACAUUAGCAACGUCCAAAAGCCAUCAGUUCUAGUCUAUCACUUUUCACUUGCUAGUUCAAACUAAGUUCAAACUACCACAUUUGACAAUUUUGAAGUACUGACGUCUCACAAAUCUUUUUUUGAUAUUUAAUUAUUCAUUAUUUACAACAUACAACCUACAACAACACAAAUGACAACCUCCUCCUACGCUGAAUUAGUCGCCAGUCUUUCCUCCGAAGACAUUAGAUCCCAGUGGCCAGAAAUCACUCCAUUGAAGAAGAUUUCCGGUAUUCCUAGAUCUUCAGGAUCAGAAAUCACCUCUGUAUCAAGCAGAGACACAGAAAUCUUUGACGGUCACGAUGAAGAACAGAUCAGAUUGAUGGAAGAGUUAUGUAUUGUCUUGGACAAUGACGACAAGCCAGUUGGCGCCGGAACCAAGAAGUUAUGCCACUUGAUGGAAAAUAUCAACGGUGGAUUAUUACACAGAGCCUUUUCUGUUUUCUUAUUCAAUGAAGACGGCAAGUUAUUGUUGCAACAACGUGCCGACGAAAAGAUCACCUUUCCUGCCAUGUGGACCAACACCUGUUGCUCCCAUCCUUUGUGUGUUCCUAAGGAAUUAGGUGUUGACGACGACUCCGACAGUGGUGCCAUCAACAGAUUGGAUGUUGCCAUCAAGGGCGCUAAAUUUGCAGCCCAAAGAAAAUUGGACCACGAAUUGGGUAUCGCCUACGCUGACACUCCUGUGGAAAACUUUACAUAUUUGACUAGAAUCCAUUAUAAGUCCGCCAGUGGUGACGAAAGCUCGAGAUGGGGUGAACACGAAAUAGAUUAUAUCUUGAUCUUAAAAACCAAGAAUGAUAUCAAGAUCAAUGCCAACUACAAUGAAGUCAAAGAUUACAAGUACGUUGAUGCCCAAGAAUUAAAAGACAUGUUUCAAGACAAAUCAUUGGUGUUUACUCCAUGGUUCAAAUUGAUUUGUCAAGAUUUCUUGUUCAAGUGGUGGGGCAACUUGGACAAUUUAGAACAAUUCCAAGAUGACAAGAUUCACCGUUUACUUUAGCAUAGACUUCUUUCGUAUUUCCUAUAGUUUUCUAAUAUAAUAUUUAACGAACAGCGAGUUUUACUGUGGUGAAUUGAGCAUUACCGUCAAGUGGGGUAUGGCCCGAGUCAGAUGACCUCGUGAGGC
Molecule: messenger RNA, 1210 nt
Organism: Spathaspora passalidarum NRRL Y-27907
Lineage: Eukaryota; Fungi; Ascomycota; Pichiomycetes; Serinales; Debaryomycetaceae
Gene: IDI1
Product: isopentenyl-diphosphate delta-isomerase
Exons: 1
Coding region: 215-1084 (289 amino acids)
Biological process (GO): isoprenoid biosynthetic process; isopentenyl diphosphate biosynthetic process
Cellular component (GO): cytoplasm
Molecular function (GO): isopentenyl-diphosphate delta-isomerase activity
Source: RefSeq, a predicted model, not a curated record